UUUUUUAAACCUUUCUUCAAUCGCAGUCAUGUCUGAACAGCCUUACGACCCUUAUAUCCCAUCCGGCUCCAAUAAUGCCGCCGCCGGGGCCGGUGCUACCACCGGGCAAAACGGUGACCCCAAGACAAGGGAAAUCGACAAGAAAAUCCAGGAAACCGUCGACACUAUGCGUUCGAACAUCUUCAAAGUUUCGGAACGUGGCGAGCGUCUAGACUCUCUCCAGGACAAGACAGAUAACCUGGCCACAUCGGCCCAGGGAUUCCGCAGGGGUGCCAAUCGCGUGAGAAAACAGAUGUGGUGGAAGGACAUGAAGAUGCGGGUGUGCCUGGUCAUCUGUGUCAUUAUUCUGCUUGUGGUGAUCAUUGUCCCCUCUGUUAUCGCAUCCAAGCAUUAAAACCACUUUGACGAGAGUCACGUUUUGGAAUGGAUGUUUACUCAGCUGGUUUUUAUUUUUGAGCUCGUGGAGCUUUGUUUUCAGCCGCUAAUACCUUCUGUUUUUU
Aspergillus wentii DTO 134E9 is the source of this 500-nucleotide messenger RNA. RefSeq names its product SNAP receptor SNC2. Gene Ontology annotation, biological process: vesicle fusion; vesicle-mediated transport. Gene Ontology annotation, molecular function: syntaxin binding; SNAP receptor activity. Lineage: Eukaryota; Fungi; Ascomycota; Eurotiomycetes; Eurotiales; Aspergillaceae. The transcript is spliced from 3 exons. Gene Ontology annotation, cellular component: SNARE complex; plasma membrane. The record is from RefSeq and is a predicted model, not a curated record. Bases 29 to 394 code for a protein of 121 amino acids.